AUGGCUACUGCUUCAACCGCAGCUACCGUGGCACUCUUCUUCCUGGUUACCCUCUCGGCUUCCCAUGUUGCAUCGUCCCUUCGGCCCAGCCUCGAUGUAUGUCACGCCAGUGGUUAUCUCCCAGGAAAGGCUGGCAAAUGCGAAAGGAGCAAUGACCCGGACUGUUGCGAGGAUGGAAAACAGUACCCACAAUACCACUGCUCCCCGCCGGUCACUGCAGCCACAAAGGCCGUCCUCACACUCAACAGUUUCGAGAAGGGCAAGGACGGCGGUGGCCCCUCGGAGUGUGAUAAGGCCUACCACAGUGACAAGGAAAUGGUUGUUGCGCUCUCCACGGGUUGGUUCAAGAAGAUGGCUCGUUGCGGCCACAAAAUCAAGAUCACCGCCAAUGGUAAGUCCGUGUAUGCUAAGGUGGUGGACGAGUGUGACUCUGUGUACGGUUGCGACGGUGAGCAUAACUAUGAGCCCCCUUGUGACAACAACAUCAUUGAUGCUUCACCAGCAGUGUGGAACGCCCUCGGUCUAGAUCAAAAUGUUGGUAUGGAGGAUAUCACCUGGUCGGAACAGUAA
Messenger RNA from Lolium rigidum, 570 nucleotides. Its product is annotated as putative ripening-related protein 5. The record is from RefSeq and is a predicted model, not a curated record. Lineage: Eukaryota; Viridiplantae; Streptophyta; Magnoliopsida; Poales; Poaceae. Bases 1 to 570 code for a protein of 189 amino acids. The transcript has a single exon.